Salvelinus sp. IW2-2015 is the source of this 1719-nucleotide messenger RNA. RefSeq names its product phospholipid phosphatase 1. The record is from RefSeq and is a predicted model, not a curated record. Gene Ontology annotation, molecular function: phosphatidate phosphatase activity. Gene Ontology annotation, biological process: phospholipid dephosphorylation; phospholipid metabolic process; signal transduction. NCBI's taxonomy places the organism in Eukaryota, Metazoa, Chordata, Actinopteri, Salmoniformes, Salmonidae. Gene Ontology annotation, cellular component: plasma membrane.
AUAGGCUCUUAUGUUGAUCCUCGUCAGCUGCUAUCAUGAAACCCCACUGUGCCCAUGGCUUGAUGUGCAGUCCGGUACAGAACUCUACCGAAUAGUUUACGCCGUUGGCCAAGCGAUUUUGAAUGAGACGGCAGAGACCGUCUAAUUUACCUUURAUUGGAAUUUCGAUGCGCGCUAUAAUUCGGUAAUUCCAAGGGAAGAUCGGCUCUGCAUUCCGUGUCAAAUUACGGCGACUAGGCUAUCUGUCGCCAUUAGGGUAGCCUUCCAAUGGUAGGCUACUCGAUUGACGGGGUUUAAUAAUCUUUUUAGGUAGAAGUGUAGUUUUAGUCUGAGAUCUGCGGUUUGCUGAUAGGUUUGGCUACUGCGCUUUCAAGGAUACGACAACGACACGUCCAAGGAGCAAUUGACUCGUGCGAGUGUUUUUUCUUAUCUGUGUCCACGAGCUGAGGAGAAGAAGCCGCAAUCAUGUUCGAGACGAGAGGGAUUCCUUUUAUUCUGCUUGACAUAGCCUGUUUAAUUAUCGGGGGACUGCCCCUGGCAGCCUUUAACUUGGGCAAAAUCAAGCCCUAUCAGAGGGGCUUUUUCUGUAACGAUGACAGCAUCAGSUACCCCUUCCACCAGAGUACAGUCACCUCCAUUGUGCUCUACACGGCGGGCUUCGCUCUGCCCAUUUGCUGUAUGGUCUUUGGAGAGUGCCUUUCAGUCUAUCUAAAGCGCAUCAAAUCAAAGUCCUCUUUCAGCAACAUGUAUGUGGCCAGUGUUUACAAAGCCAUCGGCACCUUCGUGUUCGGGGCUGCCAUGAGCCAAUCGCUCACUGACAUCGCCAAGUAUUCGAUUGGUCGGCUGCGACCUCACUUCCUGGACGUGUGCAAGCCCGACUGGAAGCUGAUCAACUGCACGGCAGGCGCCUACGUUGAGGACUUCACCUGCACCGGGGAUACGCACAUGGUCAACGAGGCCAGGCUGUCCUUCUACUCCGGCCACUCCUCCUUCUCCAUGUACUGCAUGCUGUUCCUGGCACUAUACAUUCAGGCCAGACUGCAGGCAGAGUGGGCUAGACUCCUGAGACCAACAGUCCAGUUCUUCCUGAUCGCUGCAUCCGUGUACACUGGCCUGUCCCGUGUGUCCGACUACAAACACCACUGGAGCGACGUCCUGGCUGGCCUCAUUCAGGGAGCACUCGUGGCCAUACUGGUGGUAUUUUUUGUGUCAGACUUCUUCAAGAAGAGGGUGGAGCCUCAGGAGGAUGUGGAGAUUCCCCACAACAGCCUGCAAGAGACACCCACUAACGGAAACCAUUACGACAGCAGCCCCAACUAAGCUAUAGAGAAGAGGAACCGUACACCUGCGUAUCUGGUGGGAAGCGUUUACUGCAUGCACAUCAUACCCCACCGAGGGUCAGACCACUGGGGUGGAAAGGAAAUUAUGCAUCUCAAAUGGCAUCCUAUUCCCUACAUAGUGCACUAGUUUUGACCAGGACCCAUAGGACUAUGACCAAAACUAGUGCACUAUGUAGGGAAUAGGGUGCCAUUUGGGAAUUAACCAGACAUGUGAAUGUAACCCUGCUUUCCUGACCCUAUGACCUGGAGCCAAGCUGUCUGAGCUCCCUAUUGGACUCUGAGUCCCACCCAUGUUGCCUUGGCUGGACUGCUACUAUUACAGCUUCCUGUGUAUUAUCCAGACCAAUAUAAUGUAUCUUCACCUGAAGCAACAAAAAAA